Messenger RNA from Daucus carota subsp. sativus, 2108 nucleotides. RefSeq lists its product as uncharacterized. The record is from RefSeq and is a predicted model, not a curated record. The transcript is spliced from 7 exons. The coding region runs from base 487 to 1917 and encodes 476 amino acids. NCBI's taxonomy places the organism in Eukaryota, Viridiplantae, Streptophyta, Magnoliopsida, Apiales, Apiaceae.
CUUCUCAACCAUACCUACUGACCAUAAAAAAAAUUCAAAAAAAUAAAUAAAAAUCCUUAGCUCUUCCCCCAAAUCCAAUUUCUAACCCUAAUUCCCAAAUUUUAUUCCCCCAAAUCUUGAUUUCAUAUCCUCAGUUCUUGAAUUACAUACUUCACUACCACACACCCCUCUAAUAAUCACAACCCAAAUUCUCAAAUCUUGUUUUCAGCCCUCCAUUUGUAGCUAAUUACACCCACCCACAAACAUAUAGAUACAAGUAGUUCAAGAAUUGUGUGAUUAUGAUAAAGGUGGAAGCUAUGAGGCUGGGAUUUAAUUACUGAGGCAUUAUAUUGGUAUAAACUGUUCAAGAAUUGUGUGAUUUUGAUAUAGGCGGGAGCUUUGAGCUGGGACUUUAGUGUUAAGGCGUUGUGUUGAUAAUUUAGAUUGGUUUAGUUGAUUAUAUGGUGUUUUCUUUAAGUGAAUAGAGCUGAAAUUUGCUUCAAGAAAAUGUCAGCAGAGAGAUCAUUUGAGGCCUGGGAGGAAGUUCAACGCCAUGGAUUGGAUCUUGCGGACCGGCUUACGCAAGGAUUUACGGGUUUGAUUCAAUCUCAUAUUAGUCCUCCAUCGUUUUCUUGGCCUAAUCCUCAACCCCCAAAACUGUUUGAUGUUGAAUUCCCUAGUUAUAAUUUUGUGGACAAGGAUUUCCGGUUUGCAAGUGAUUAUCAAUCUGGGAUCAAUGGGGUUUUAGCUGUGUUUGAUAUUGGGAAUAAGUUAGGCCAAGCUGGGGCUGAUUUCGGGGCCUCAUUGAAUGGUGUGGUUCAGCAGAUUUUUCGGUUCUUGCCAUUUCCAUUCAAGCGGAAUGAUGAUGAUGUUGCUUUGGGUAAGUUGCGUGCGGAUGUCACUAGUCGGAGACAGGAUAUGGGUGUUAAGAUGCAAGUUCAGGAUGAUUUAGGGACCUUGGCUAAGCAAUUUCGAGAUCUUGGGUUUGUUGAAAUUGAUGGAAAUUCUGAUGAGUCUGUGGAUGAGAAUGGGGAUAGAUAUGUUAUAAAGUCUAGAAGAUUUGGAAUUCCAACCGAGGGAACCAUAAGUGUUACAUCAACAUAUGACAGUAGAAAAGAAGACCUGGAAAGUUCUUUGACUGCGAGAGGAGAUCUGUGGAGGGUAGAAGCAUCACAAGGCAAUUCCAGUUCAGGAAAUGGAGAUUCCUCUCUUUUCCUUCUUCAGCUUGGACCAGUGCUUUUUGUUCGUGAUUCUACUCUUCUUUUGCCACUUCAUUUGUCGAAACAACAUAUGCUGUGGUAUGGAUAUGAUAGCAAGAAUGGAGUGCAUUCUAUAUGUCCAGCUGUGUGGUCGAAGCAGCGGAGGUGGCUGGUGAUGUCUAUGAUUUGUCUCAAUCCAUUAGCCUGUUCAUUCAUGGAUUUUCAGUUUCCGAACGGUCAGUUCACAUAUGUAUCCGGUGAAGGCAUAUCCACCAGUGCAUAUCUACCUUUAUGUGGGGGUCUGCUUCAAGCUCAGGGUCGAUAUCCAGGAGACAUGACAUUCAGUUACUCGCGCAAGAAUAAAUGGGGGACAUGCAUGACACCAACAGUGCAGUGGCCUGACAAGUCGUUUACUUUGAAUCUUGCACAAGCCCUGGCUUGGAAGAGAUCCGGUCUUAUUGUGAGGCCAACAGUUCAAUUCAGUUUAUCCCCGACAAUUGGUGGAAGCAAUCCUGGGCUGCGGGCAGAACUAAUACAUUCUUUUAAGGAGGAAGUGAAUGUUAUCUGCGGUUGCGCUUUAGUGACACAUCCUUCUGCAUUCGCAUCAAUUUCUGUUGGCAGGUCGAAGUGGAAUGGGAAUGUAGGGACAUCAGGCAUAGUUUUGAGAACUGAAGUUCCUCUUGGCAGUGUUGGUCAACCUUCAUUCUCGAUUCAAUUAAAUAGUGGACUAGAAUUUUAAUAAGUUUGACAUGUUUACUGUAAACCUUAGCAUAUUGUAUAUACAACUCCUCUUAGUGGCAAUGGUUCGUGUAAAUAUCAAUAGACCAGAAAAUAUGUAUCAUCCCUCUUCGAGUGCUCCAGUUUCUUGGUGAACCUACUGCGAAACGUGUUCCAUUUUUGUAAAUUAAAGGAACCUUACUUUCUAAACAA